Molecule: messenger RNA, 1899 nt
Organism: Phaeodactylum tricornutum CCAP 1055/1
Lineage: Eukaryota; Bacillariophyta; Bacillariophyceae; Surirellales; Neidiaceae
Exons: 1
Coding region: 193-1680 (495 amino acids)
Cellular component (GO): membrane
Source: RefSeq, a predicted model, not a curated record
CCAUCGUCGCAAUGGAUUUUCACAGGCUUGUUUCGAACGUGGGGUCCGCAAGCUACUUCGUUCAAAACGGGUCAGAUUAGAAGCGUGAUGAUAGAGUACCAAGACUUGCUCGUAACUGACUAAGAUCGAGAUCACAUCCGACCUCCCUCGCAAUCGAUUCGAUUUGAAAGAAAGAAAGUCACUCGUUACAAAAUGAGUGACCCUUCCAGUAAGCAAUGGAUUCACAUUCCUGAUUCAUCUAGCUUCUGGACUAGGUGGCGUAUGAUUUAUUGCCUUUUUAGGUGUUUCGGUGUCACAGUGUCUGCAGCUUUCCAGUUUACUCCAUUCAAUCGCGGAACAAAGUUGGCUGUAGUACCUAUGGCAAAUUACGCUCCGAUCUCUGAGGGAGUGAAUGAUGAAACACGACCGCGCAGUAUCUUUUUCCGUUCCCCAUUGCUGGAUUACGGUUACCUUCCCGUCGUCGAGGAAUACGAAAGCGGUAGUCUAGCGAGAAAGCCGCUGUUACUUUAUCUUCCAGGCUUUGAUGGAUCUUUUCUAAGCGCGUUUCUGCAGUAUCCGGAACUUUCGACUGCUUUUGAUGUUCGGUGCAUGAGUAUUCCAGCUUCGGAUCGAUCAACAUUCAAUGAACUGAAAAGAUCAGUACUACAAUACCUGCGUAUGGAGAUAGCGGAAUCAAUAGUUGGAGAUUUGGAUCAAAGGUCCAGUCGGAACAAAACCCAACCUAUUCUAAGCUCUAGUCCAUUCGAUCAAAUAUUCUCUUUUACCAAGGGCGCCUCCUCAAAAGCGGUAUACAAGAGGAGCAGCCGGUCAGUAUACCUUGUCGGCGAAUCAUUUGGUGGCCUUCUAGCCAGUGAAAUUGCCUUGUCGAUUCUUGAGAGCGAGAAAAGCCAUGCGAAUAGCACUAUCGAUUUGCAAGGACUCGUGCUCGUUAAUCCAGCUACAUGCUAUGACCGGUCUCGCUUAGCCGCCUUAGGACCGCCUGUGGCCAACAGCGUACCAUGGAUGUAUCCAGCCAACUUGGCAAAGCUCCUGCCCCUCUUUACCGACGAGUAUUCUUUGGCUCAAUUGAGACUAAUCGUACAAGCCAAAGCCUUGCCCUCUGUAAUUGAUGAUGCUCCCCGUGAAGCCUACUUGGGACGUGUGGCAUUAUCAUUGCCUUUCAUCUUUCCCUCCAUGCCUCAAGCCACUUUGUCGUGGCGGCUGUCUCAAUGGUUGGAAUUUGGAUGUGCUAGUGCCGAGCAGAGGUUGACGGGUCUGGCUGCUUUCCCUAGCUUUCGUGUAUUGAUUGUCGCGGGGGAAUUCGAUGCCUGCUUACCAUCAAUCGACGAAGCCGAGCGUUUGGUUAGUGGCGUCUUGCCCAAUGCCAAGGUGCACGUUGUGGAGGGUGCUGGGCACGCGAGUACCUGCGGUAGUCGGAUGGACUUGACAGCUGUUAUGCGCAACUGCUUUGUUGAACUACAACAGAAAAAUGGACGCCGUUCAGUGACCUUGCGGACGGCCAUGAAAAACGAAGCGGCAUCAGGCAUAGAAGAGUAUUUCGGCAUGCAACCGCGAUACGAUAACGCGACAAUUGGAUUGAAUCCGUUACGCUACUGGAGUCCGGAAUUAUACCUAAAGCACCGACCUAAAACCGGCCCAGGUCAGCGGAAAAUUUCUCGUACCACCAGGCACAAAGGAUAGGUAGGUACAAUCGAGCGACUGGAAUUUUAAACCGAUAUACUGUUAUGGUACCAUUGGGGCUUCUCUUCGGAAAAACAUCUUACAGAACUGUGCCGAAAAAUAAAGGUGAGAUUCCUAUAUCCGUUAAUAGUAAGGAGAUAGACGUUCGAGGAUGAUCUGAGGCUCUGUCUGGAAAUUUUGAAAUUGACAACAGGUAUGACCUUGCUGUUAGCGUUUGGA